This is a messenger RNA of Microtus oregoni (creeping vole), 3182 nucleotides long. RefSeq names its product armadillo repeat-containing X-linked protein 3. The transcript has 5 exons. NCBI's taxonomy places the organism in Eukaryota, Metazoa, Chordata, Mammalia, Rodentia, Cricetidae. Gene Ontology annotation, molecular function: protein binding. Gene Ontology annotation, cellular component: mitochondrion. The record is from RefSeq and is a predicted model, not a curated record. Bases 530 to 1672 code for a protein of 380 amino acids.
GACGUGUGCAGAAGUCCUUCUUGUCCUGGUCGUUGUUCCCGUCUGAGUACCAGCUCCCUAUUACCCCGAGGGCGGGCCGGCCUCCAGCCGAGGAAAGGAGGCGGAAAAGAAAUUGUCCGGGAUCCCUGCAGUCUUUCCGUAGGUUGUGGUACCACGCCAGGCAAGAGAAGAGGAAGGAAAUUAACCAGAUCGGUGAAGGUCGAUUUGAGGUACUUCGUGUCCAUGUUUUCGAUCUGUCAUCCUGCAGGUCUGCUGUAGCAGGUGGCACUGCUUGAAGCAAGGGAGGAACUCCCCCCCCCCCAUCAGUGGAGAGCAGAAAGAUUGUUGGGUGUGGCAACACCUCACAGUAAAGGAAGAAGGGGCAAGCUGCUUGUUCCCAGGAGGUUUACCUCCAGAACUAGUUACUGCAGCUUCAAAGUGACUGAAGAAGAUCGUUCUCCAUAGGCCUGCGCUCAGGCCCGAAGCCCUCUUCCCCUAUUUUGAGUGGCCACUCUAUUUCCUGGUCCCUGCCGUUGUCAGGGACGAUUGCAUGGGCUACGCCAGGAAAGUAGGCUGGGUGACUGCAGGCCUGGUGAUUGGGGCUGGAGCCUGCUACUGCAUCUACAGAUUGGCCAGAGGAAGAAAGCAGAACAAGGAGAAAAUGGCCGAGGGUGGCCCUGCUGAUGUGGAUGAUGCCGGGGACUGUCCUGGGGCCAGGUAUAAUGACUGGUCAGAUGAUGAUGAUGAUGACAGGAAUGAGAGCAAGAGUAUAGUUUGGUACCCACCUUGGGCCCGGAUUGGCACUGAAGCAGGGACCAGAGCUAGAGCCAGGGCAAGAGCCAGGGCUACGAGGGCUCGGAGAGCUGUCCAGAAAAGGGCUUCUCCUAACUCAGAUGAUACUGUUUUGUCCCCUCAAGAGUUACAAAAAGUACUUUGUUUGGUUGAGAUGUCUGAAAAGCCUUAUAUUCUUGAAGCAGCUUUAAUUGCUCUAGGUAAUAAUGCUGCUUAUGCAUUUAACAGAGAUAUUAUUCGGGAUUUGGGUGGUCUCCCAAUUGUUGCAAAGAUUCUCAACACGCGGGAUCCCAUCGUGAAGGAAAAGGCUUUAAUUGUCCUAAAUAACUUGAGCGUGAACGCUGAAAAUCAGCGUAGACUUAAGGUGUACAUGAAUCAAGUGUGCGAUGACACAAUCACUUCUCGAUUGAACUCAUCCGUGCAGCUGGCUGGACUCAGAUUGCUUACGAACAUGACUGUUACUAAUGAGUAUCAGCACAUACUUGCUAAUUCCAUUUCAGACUUCUUUCGCUUAUUUUCAGCAGGAAAUGAAGAAACCAAACUUCAGGUUUUGAAACUCCUUUUGAAUCUGGCUGAAAACCCAGCCAUGACUAGAGAAUUGCUCAGGGCUCAAGUGCCAGCUUCGCUGGGCUCCCUCUUUAGUAAGAAGGAGAACAAAGAGGUUAUUCUUAAACUUCUGAUCAUUUUUGAGAACAUCAAUGACAAUUUUAAGUGGGAAGAAAAUGAGCCUGCUCAGACUCACUUUAGUGAGAAUUCACUUUUUUUCUUUUUAAAAGAAUUUCAAGUGUGUGCCGAUAAGGUUCUGGGAAUAGAAAGCCACCAGGAUUUUCUAGUGAAAGUAAAAGUUGGAAAGUUUGCAGCCAAACUGACUGAGCGUAUGUUCCCAAAAAGCCAGGAAUAACUUGGUGGCUUUGUAGUAUAGCAGCAUCACACCUUGUAAACUAUUCUUUUUCUCCACUUUGUUUAUAUGGCAAAGGAAUCCUUUCAGCUGCCAGUUUUGAAUAAUGAAUAUCAUACUGUAUCAUUGAUACUGAUAUUUAACCGAGUUUGUCUUCAGGUUUAAGUUGGAUGAAUGAAUACUACUUGCCCUGAAAACAUGUUUGUUGCUUUUUAUCUCGCUGCCUAGAUUGAGAUAUUUUUACUGUUUUCUCUACAUAAGUGACAGUGAACCAAUUCAUCCUAAGUAGGCUCCUUUCUGUCAUUUGCAUUGAUUUUAUUUGUGUAUCAUCAAUAAAGAUUUAUGUUAAUGCUGGAAAGAAAAAAACAGAAGAAGAAAGAAACUAUCCUGUUGUUUGGUUUAUAAUCUAGUUGUAGAGAUAAGAAACAUACAAAUAAACAAAUAAACAAAAAACCAAAAAAACAAACCCUGAGAACAUUUGAAACAUACAGUCUGUCAGAUGUGUGCCUUCAGAACAGAGAUGAGGCAAAGGCUUUGGUGGCUGGCCACAUGAGGCAGUUAAAGCUUUAGGCUUGUUGAAUGUAUUUUAACUAGGAAAGAAUUGGGGUCAAUAUAAAUGUCCUCCCCACACCGUGUCUGUCAUCAAGGAUGGUGUAGCAAAAUGCAUCCUUUCCAACUCUGGUGGUGGGCAUUUGGCAAUACAUAUCAUUAAGCCUUAAAAUAUGUAACCCUUUUGUCCUAAGGAGAUAGAAGGAUAAGUGGCCAGAGAUUGUAUGUGCAAGGCUGUUCUUGUCGGCACUGUCUUAAGGUAGUGACAUUGGGAACAACUCCAGUGUUCCACACACUGAACUGAUGAAGUAGGUUAAAGAAUGUCCAUGCUGUGUGAUAAAUGUGCUGAUGGAACUCAGUAUUGCUAGAAAAAGACACUCAUCAUACAUUGUUAAGUGAGCAAGGUAAGUUAGAUAGCAGUAUUCAGAGUAUGAUUACAUAUUGGGGGGAGGGUUAAAUCAUGUUUAAAAAGACACUAAAAUUUAUGGAAUUAUAUACACCCAGUAGUACUAAGAGUUAUAUUUGGAUGACAGAUAAUGAGUGAUACUUACUUUUUGUACUUAUUAUUCAUCUAUGUUUUUUAUUUAUCAAAAAUUAAUACUGAUUUUUAAGAAAGGCUUGGAAAAAGAAAAGUAUGGGGGAAUGUAGCGGGUGACUAAUUUGAAUGCGUACUGAGAGGAAAAUAUCUAGGCCCCAAAUGAGGUGGUCUGACGGUUCCACCUCAGAAUGAGAGGUGAUGGUGAAGAUAAGGCUGACUAUCAGAUUUGAGUGAGAGAACUUAUGCAAAGUAGCUACACUAUUCUUGCAUAUAGCAGCAGUUAAUCGAGAAAUGUGAGUACCUUUAAGUACUACCCAGAAUGUAGUGUUGAUGGGUCUUGGUUAACUUUCAUUUUGCUGGGGCAUCCUUCUAUGUUUCAGUGUCAUUUAAUAAAUAAUAAUGAUAAUAAUAAAGGUUAACAUUUAU